Messenger RNA from Plasmopara halstedii, 723 nucleotides. RefSeq names its product Ubiquitin domain. NCBI's taxonomy places the organism in Eukaryota, Oomycota, Peronosporomycetes, Peronosporales, Peronosporaceae. Gene Ontology annotation, molecular function: protein binding. The transcript is spliced from 5 exons. Bases 1 to 723 code for a protein of 240 amino acids. The record is from RefSeq and is a predicted model, not a curated record.
AUGCAGCUCUUCAUUCGCUCGGACGCAGGACGUACGUUGACCAUCGCAGUGGCAGACCCGCGAGCUCAAGUGCAAGAGCUGCUAUCUCUUGUCGAGGCCAAGCAAAAGGGUCAUCGUCUACAAGGAUAUCUUAAUUACGGUGGUGUACCAUUACGCGCAUCGCGAUCAUUGACGGACUAUGGCAUCCAAAAUCACGCUACGCUGGAUUUCUCUCGACGCCGUCUGCACGUGCGGGUUGUCACUACCAGUGGCCCUGUGUCUACUUCCACCAGCACUAUUACUGCCGCUGUGUUGUCUCUAGACCAACCAAAACAAAUUGAUCUGUUAAUGAUGCUUAACGUGUUUGUGGUUGAGCACAUCAACGAUCAAGAAAAGCGAGUAGAAACAAACAUAUUGAUCCUUGAAGUGCGCUCGAACGUGCCAGUUAAAAAGUCUACCUGUACCUUUGAUCACUCGGUGCUUGGCACAACUUUACUGGAUCUCCGACGUUUCUUGCGAGGUGUGCGGCGAAAAAACCUUUUCAAGAUGACCCUGAGCUCGGAUAACUUUGCGCGAAAUUUCAUUUUGAAGGUUAUCUUCACGGCCUCUUGUUUCGGCGGUUUUCGCGACAGAUCCAUUCUCGAAAGUGCUUUUUGGAAGGACGUGCGCAUUGCUAAUCAGGAGAAGGAAGGCGACUUGUAUGAAUAUCAAGAAUUUCAAACGCUUGUUUUGAGCCAUGGCUGA